AUGCUGGGCGAGGAUCAUUUUUGUACUCAUGUCUCUGGACUGAUUGCCGCUCAGCCUAACCCCUACAACUUCACUGGCGUGGCUCCGAAUGUGACUCUGGGUCACUACAAGGUCCUUGGAAAGCCUUCAGUACACACCGGUACCGACAUUGUCGCUGCCGCUUUCAAGAAGGCGUACGAGGACAAAGCAGACAUCAUCUCAGCGUCGUUUGGCACGUACAAGGGCUGGAGCGACGAACCGUGGGGACAACUGAUCCAGAAAUUGGCCGAGGUUGGCCUUCCCUCAUUCAUUGCAAGUGGCAAUGAUGGAAGUUUAGGUCUGUUCCUGGCCUCGAAUGGUAUCGACAACUCCGCCGGCAUCGGCAUCGGAUCCUUCAACAACUUGUAUAGUCCCCUGCUGCUGACUGGAGCCUCAUAUUCCACCCGAAACACCACCAAGGAAUUUGGUUGGCAGAUCGCGGGUACAUCCGACUUCAAGAAUGGUACCUACUCUCUCUACCCGAGUAGCCUGAAUGCAUCCGUUGUGGGUGAUUCUUGCGAGCCGUGGACGGCAGGCCACCCCGAUGUCUCCGACAAGAUCGUGCUCAUCCGCUACGGUGGCUGCAAAGGCAGUCAGCAGCAGGCCAACGCGGUGAAGGCCGGUGCUAAGAACAUCCUGUUUUAUAACAAUGUACCAGGCACCUAUGAGCUCCCCGUUCAGGACCCUGGUCUGGUGGGCCUGGGAAUGGUCUCUGCCCAGACUGGCGCGAACUGGGUGAAACUGGUCGCAUCUGGAGCCAACGUUACCCUGCACAUGACCAGCAAAAAGAACUCCAAAACCAUCUUCAUCAAUGAGACAAACCCUCAAUCUGGUGGCCAAGUUAGUGAUUUCACUCAGUGGGGCCCCAGCAACGAGCUCCUCCCUGUGACAGCAGCUUCAGGGGUCGGUGGGUUCAUGCUGUCGACAUGGCCAGUCCUGGAGGGCAGCUACGCCAUCGACACCGGUACCUCGAUGGCGACCCCCUACGUUGCUGGCUGCAUUGCUCUCUUGAUGGAGGCUCGCGGUAAGGGCAAAGUGACUCCUGCUGAGAUCAAAUCUCUGUUGUCGACCACUUCCACCCCGAAUGUGUUCCAUGAUGGCGUUACAGCCUCGCCUUUCCUGGCCUCCGUGGCGCAGCAGGGGCUUGUGCACACCACUACCACGUUCAAUGUUAGCACUAUCGCCUUCAAUGACACCAAGCAUAUCGCCACGGCAUAUAUCCGCAUCAACAACUCCGCCCCCGAGUCGCGUGUCUACGCUGUCAGCCAUGUGGGCGCCGCUACCGUCUACGCAUUGUCCGACAACAGUUUUAUCCCCCAAGUAAACAAGCUCGGCAAUUUCGUGGACCGCACAACCGAGGGUGCCUCGCUGAAGUUCAGCUCAUCCAUCGUGCGCGUGGCCGCCGGUGGGUCGGCUGUGUUGAAGGUCACUGCCACCCCACCCCGGCGUCUCAUCGCCCGUCGCAUCCCCGUCUACAGCGGAUUCAUCACGUUCAACGGGACUACUACAGAUGAUUCUUUCUCGGUUCCAUACCUGGGCGUUGCCACCGAUAUGCGCAACGUGACGAUCCUAGAUACCACGCAAGGUGACAAUUCCCUCAUCGACAGCAGCACCCAACAAGCCGUCCAGGCCAACCACCAGUUCGUCUUGCCGGGCGAGAACGACUUUAUGGACCGUGCGAACACCAGCUACCCCAUCUUCCAGACCCAGCUUUCCAUGGGAACGGAUCUGCUCCUCAUCGGCGUCAGUCCCGCCAACAGCCACGCUAUCCUCCCAGUGCGUGCUCCCCAGACAGCCCUCCCCCGGAGUGUUGAUGGCGUGACGGGCCCAAGCCCCACAUCAUGGACGGGCAAAUUGGCAAACGGAUCAUAUGUCCCGGCCGGCAAUUACUCUUUGGUUGUGCUUGCGCUGAGGAUCUUUGGCAACCGCACUAACCCGAGUGAUUAUGAAACCGUGCGGUCGGUCAAGUUUGGGAUCACGUACGCUCCCCCAGCCGACAAGUAG
This is a messenger RNA of Penicillium canariense, 2022 nucleotides long. RefSeq lists its product as uncharacterized. The record is from RefSeq and is a predicted model, not a curated record. The coding region runs from base 1 to 2022 and encodes 673 amino acids. NCBI's taxonomy places the organism in Eukaryota, Fungi, Ascomycota, Eurotiomycetes, Eurotiales, Aspergillaceae. Gene Ontology annotation, biological process: proteolysis. Gene Ontology annotation, molecular function: tripeptidyl-peptidase activity; serine-type endopeptidase activity. The transcript is spliced from 3 exons. Gene Ontology annotation, cellular component: cytosol; membrane; cell wall.